Molecule: messenger RNA, 1011 nt
Organism: Elgaria multicarinata webbii
Lineage: Eukaryota; Metazoa; Chordata; Lepidosauria; Squamata; Anguidae
Product: olfactory receptor 6N1-like
Exons: 2
Coding region: 1-1011 (336 amino acids)
Biological process (GO): G protein-coupled receptor signaling pathway
Cellular component (GO): membrane
Molecular function (GO): olfactory receptor activity; G protein-coupled receptor activity
Source: RefSeq, a predicted model, not a curated record
AUGGAUGGGGAGGAGGAAUUCGAAGUAGCACAGGUGUUGUACUCUCGGAGGGAAAGAACCAAUCAUAAAAUUGAUUUUUCAAACCACACAGCAACAAGUGAAUUUAUUAUUGUAGGGUUCCCUAACCUGGAAAAGAUCAGAGUUGCAGUAUUUGUGUUAGUGUUAAUCAUAUACUCCUUCACAGUGAUGGGGAACAUGGUCAUUAUCUUCAUCACCAGAUAUGAACCCUCUCUCCGCACUCCCAUGUACUUCUUCUUGUGCCACUUUUCCUUGCUGGAGAUUUGUUUUACUUCAGUCACAGUCCCAACAAUACUGGCUGACCUGAUUAAAGAAAAAAAUGUUGUAUCCUUCAGCAGCUGCCUUGCCCAAAUAUAUUUCUUCCAUGCUUUUGGUGGCAUUGAGUGCCUCCUUCUGGCUGCUAUGGCAUAUGAUAGAUAUGUGGCUAUACGUUCUCCUCUAAGAUAUAACACAAUUAUGACUAGUGUUGUCUGUGGUCAUCUUGCAACCUGGUCUUGGGUCAGUGGUUUGAGUCUACCAUUAAUACCAGUAAUCCUUAUAUCUCAGCUCAACUACUGUGGGAGCAAUGUGGUAGACCACUUCUUCUGUGACAUCUUGCCAUUGCUGAGGCUGGUUUGCAAUAGGACCCAACUCAAUGUGAUGCUGAGUUUCUUCAUCUGUUCCUUUAUCCUUGUUGGUUCAUUCCUACUCACUGUGGUUUCUUAUGCUGCCAUCUUGAUCACUGUUCUGGGCAUUCAUUCCUCCAAAGGUCGCAAGAAGGCCUUCUCCACUUUUGCCUCCCACUUGGUUGUUGUUGUUAUCUUCUAUGGAACAAUGAUGUUCAUCUAUGUCAGACCAACCCGCAACCUCUCCUUCAACAUGGACCAAUUGGUGUCUGUGUUCUACUGCUUGGUCACUCCACUCUUAAAUCCCAUCAUAUACAGCCUCAGGAACAAGGAUGUGAAAGAAGCCCUUAAAAAAGUUGUCUGCAGAAAACAUGGAGAACAGAAGUAA